Capronia coronata CBS 617.96 is the source of this 1008-nucleotide messenger RNA. RefSeq lists its product as uncharacterized. NCBI's taxonomy places the organism in Eukaryota, Fungi, Ascomycota, Eurotiomycetes, Chaetothyriales, Herpotrichiellaceae. The coding region runs from base 1 to 1008 and encodes 335 amino acids. The record is from RefSeq and is a predicted model, not a curated record. The transcript has 2 exons.
AUGGCCAUAUUUCGAACCCUGAGACGACUCCGACCAGCCGGGCGGAAUAAUGGCGACGCGACGUCGAAGUUGAUCCGCGAAUUGUGGCGCAUAAGCGACGACUUGGAUGCAUAUCAGGUUCAAUCAUACAAGGAGCACGCGAGAGAUUGUCGCAAGGUCAAGGAUGACCCGGCCGUUCCAUGCUCAAACGUGGCCCAGAUUGUGAACUUAUGCGACUCGGUCAACGACCGGCUGUUGCUGCCUCUGGAUGAUGCGUACAAGGAACUUUGGCUCCAAUAUGCCCCAGAUCCGUUGAAACCGCAAAUCCAGGACAAGUCUGUGCAGCAGGCCAUCGAAUAUGCGAUCCAACUGUGUUAUUUCGUUUCAUUGCGACAGCUGCGCAGGGGUCCGCAACGAUUGCAAGACGUGCUACUCCAUAGGCUGUACAGUUGCACUUCGGUCGGGCCAGACCUUGUUCUGAAGGACGACUUUCAUGAGAAGAACCUGACUCGGAGAGCUGGUAUCAAAAUCCGCUAUACAAGCGACUUGACAAAUCAUCUCCAGCUAUCGGGGAAACAGCUCUUCGUGUUCCGUCAUGGCACCGUUUUAAAAGCCUACGCAGAAGACGGCACAAGAAGUAAUGUCUAUCCGCCUGGUUUCUUAUCUGAAACACAAGCAACGAUCGACCUCCUAUUCCCCGUAAGUGAGGGGCGUAUGGCCCGGCGGAGGGCCAGACUGAGCGAGAAGCAUUUUGCAGAUCUUGAGGUCGGCCCUUUGAUGACACAGGAUGGCGAGCCUGAACGAAAUCUCAGCAGGUACAUCUUUUGGGGCCAUCGUCUUGCUGCCAUUGAUGAUCUGUACCAAUCUUCGAGACCCUCGCGGCUAAAGCAGUGGUAUUUCGACCGGCGAGAUAAGACUUCCUUCACCACUUUCUGGUUCGCAUUGUGGGCGUUUGUGAUUGCCGUUGUCUUCGGCUUGAUUUCAUCUGUGACAGCGAUUAUGCAGACUUGGAAAGCAUUCCAUCCUUGA